This is a messenger RNA of Schizophyllum commune H4-8, 1319 nucleotides long. RefSeq lists its product as uncharacterized. The record is from RefSeq and is a predicted model, not a curated record. Bases 36 to 980 code for a protein of 314 amino acids. The transcript has 5 exons. Lineage: Eukaryota; Fungi; Basidiomycota; Agaricomycetes; Agaricales; Schizophyllaceae.
CUCUACACUGACCUUCACCACCUUUCAUCGGCUACAUGUCCAUCUCAUCGAACUCGCUCAAAUAUACCGCUGGCUCAAAAGACCUAUGCACAUACGUGAAGUGCAAUAAGCCGGGAGAACUGCGCAAGUGCUCUAAGUGCCAGCUGGCCUGGUACUGCUCCCGCGACUGCCAAAAGGCAGACUGGCCGGAGCACAAGAAGACGUGCAAAGACCAUUUCGCGAACAACGGAACACUGGACCCUCUCUUGAAGUGGGCCGACAAGUGGCGUGUCGCGCUCGAGGCGUGGGGUGCGUUCGCGUUGAAUGCACUGAAUCGAGGGGACGCGACGAUGCAGACGUUCCUUGUGGACAAUAGUUUCUUGAUUGAAAUAGUGAGAAAUAAGGACACGAAAGAGAGCAGUAAUGUCCGACGGCAGUACUUGCUCAAGUCUUCCGGCUUCUACCCCGACACCACCAUCCGCAACAUGCUCGCCAACGCCGCCGGCCCACCCGACUAUCCGCGCAGUAUCUGCGCACAAUUCGACGGUGUCAAAGCGCGAGCCAAUAGCACAGCUUUGCGCAUGACAAUCGUCUGCAGAGGCGGACCCUACAUUACGGACGACGGCACAGCUGUCGAUGACCAGGAUAUCUACAUGAUGUUCUUGCAAGUCGUAUCCCAGAUUGGGUCGCUCGACAUCAGGGGGAAGAUCACGGACGUGCUUAUGAGGGAUCUUGGACCCAACAAGCAAGUGGCGGCGAAGUUGGCAGAGGGCUACGAGAAGGAGCUGGCGAAGUGCUUGAGGGAUGGGAAGGUGGACGGAUACAAGAAAUACUACGACUCAGUACGAGAGAAGUUCCCACCUAAUCCCCCGAGGCCAGAAUUGCUAGGAGCGUUCGCAACACCUAUCUCAGCGGAUAUGGCUGCGAGCCUGCAGAGAAAUUCGACCCCCAUCCCGCCGGAGGUGCUAGCGGGCUUGCAGAGGAUGAUGGCAGGGCGAUAAACACGGUGAGGCGCGGAGUGGAGGGGGUAAGGUAGAGUUUAUCUGCGGAAGUUAACAACCUGUAAUCGCAUACUUAUAUCGUCUGCACGCAAGUUACCGGCGGAGCCGCCCUGUAUAUGAUCAUUGCGACCGCUCCUUUGCUUCCAUUGCACUCGAGCAGACCUGGGCGAUCGCAAUGACCGAGAGCUGUCCGUGCGAAUUGGGCGGGACGGUGGGACGUGGGACUUCAGCUGUGGUGAGGGUCGUGAGUCGAGAAAUGCACGCGACGGCUUACCGCAUCUGCUCGAGGACGACAUGAACGAGAUCUCUUCCCCAACCCUGACCCAGGAAGAGGAGUAC